CUUGGCCCCGCAGGCUCCUAGAUGCCUCGUCGUCGGUCGGGCUGCUUCGGUGUCUGGCGUGAGAGUCACUUUCUGAGGACUCAGACCUCCAUGCUGGAAACCCAGAAGAAACUGGCAUGCCCACUGUGCCGCUGACUCCUACAACCCAGGAGUCGCUAAUGAUCAGGGAUAUGGCGGAGGCUCUCGCCCAGUGGGGACAGCUGAACCCUCCUCAGGGAGAUGUGCCUGAGAAGCAUAGGAAUCUGGUCUUGCUGGGGCUUCCGAUUUCCAAGCCCGAUGUAAUCUCUCAGUUGGAGUGUGGGGAGAAGCUGGAGAGAGAAGCCUCAAAAGCCACUAGUCCAGACUGGGAGACAAGACCAGAAAGCAAGGAGCUAACCCAAGAGCCGGAUGUUUCCGAAGAAGAGUCAGCCCCUGGGGUGUUAGUAGAAAGAUUUCCGAAGGAAGGUGACAGUGGAUGUGAGGAUUCUUUAGAGUGUCAGCAGGAAAACCAUGAGAAACAUUUAAUACAAGAGAUUGUCACUCAGAAGAAAUCUUCUGGGGAGAGAAGUUACCAGUGUGAUGAAUUUGGAAGAAAUUUUGGUCGGAGGUCAUUACUUGUUCAACAGCAAGGAGAGAGACUACGUAAUUGUGAUUCACUUAAAAAGAACCUAAAACAAAAUUCAGAUCUAAAAAGGCAUAAGAGAAUUUGUUCAGGAAAGAAACCCUGGAAGUGUAAUGAGUGUGAGAAAGCCUUUAGUUACUACUCAGCUUUUGUCUUGCAUCAGAGAAUUCACACGGGAGAAAAGCCCUACGAGUGUAAUGAGUGCGGCAAAGCCUUUAGCCAGAGCAUACACCUCACUCUCCACCAGAGAAUUCACACCGGAGAGAAGCCCUACAAAUGCCAUGAGUGUGGGAAAGCCUUCAGUCACCGCUCAGCCCUUAUUCGGCAUCACAUAAUUCACACCGGAGAGAAACCCUACGAAUGUAAUGAAUGCGGGAAGGCCUUUAAUCAGAGUUCAUACCUCACUCAACACCAGCGAAUUCACACCGGAGAGAAACCUUACGAGUGUAACGAAUGUGGGAAGGCCUUCAGCCAGAGCACGUUUCUUACCCAGCACCAGGUCAUUCACACUGGAGAGAAGCCCUACAAGUGUAACGAGUGUGGGAGAGCCUUCAGUGACCGCUCGGGCCUCAUCCAGCACCAGAGAACUCAUACUGGGGAGAGGCCUUACGAGUGUACUGAAUGUGGGAAAGCCUUUGGCUACUGUUCAGCCCUGACUCAGCACCAGAGAACUCACACUGGGGAGAAGCCCUAUAAAUGCAGUGAUUGUGGCAAAGCCUUCAGUGACCGCUCAGCCCUCAUCCGCCACCAGAGAACACACACUGGAGAGAAACCUUACAAGUGUAACGACUGCGGGAGAGCCUUCAGCCAGAGUUCAUCCCUCACAAAGCACCGGAAGACUCACACCGGAGAGAAGCCUUACAAGUGUAAGGAAUGCGGGAAGGCCUUCAGCCAGAGUUCAUCCCUUUCCCAACAUCAGAAAAUUCAUGCUGGAGGGAAAACCAAGGAAUAUGGGAAAGCCUUUAGUGAUCAUGCAGCCUUUGGUCAGCAAAAGAGAAUUCAUACUGGAUAAAGACAGUAAACUGUUUUCCUGGGUGUGAGUAAUCAUCUGAGUAGUUAUCUCAGUCAACAGUUCUCGAGGGGAAAAUUAUUGAUUGAGAUUACUCAGAUGAUUACUUACACCCAGGAAAAAAUGAGGCUUGUAAGUUGGUCAGUCACAGAGUUUCCGUGAGGGCAGCUUCCCCUGAAGCCAGAGAGCUUGGGCCUGGCAGUUCACUUCUGCGCUCCGUGUCUUUUAACCUCGCUCGUUGAGACGGCACUGAGGAUCAACUAACUCCCAGGGUCAGACCUGUAGUCCAGAAAGGGGGAGCACAGAGGGACCUGUAAUGUUUUCCAUCUGUUUUCAGCUAGCUGAGGUAGCUGACAAUGUGCUUAUUUAUGAAGAUUUAUCUUCCUUGUAUGUAGUUUGUACUUUAGACUUUUUCACACCCUAGUAAAAUUUAGUUGUAGACCUGAACUGACACUGCAUAUUAGGUUGUGAGAAUUGUAAAGACUUUGAAAUACUUGCCUUUCACCAUUUUAUUCUUGGGAAGAGGCAGAUGACAUGAUAUGUAUCAUUGAAAUUUGGAAGGUUAUUAUUGGAAAUAUUUUGAGUGCUGUUGUUUUUUGUUUGUUUGUUUGUUUUAGUUUUCACAUUUGACUAAGUGUAUCUUUGUGUGGGUUUCUUGGAGUUUAUCUUGUUUUCUAAACUUGAGUCUGUAGGUUUAUGUCUUGCCAAAUUUGGGGAAUUUUCAGCCGUCAUUUCUCUGAAUACAUUCUUAACCUCCACUCCCUCCCCUUCUCUCUUUCCAGAACACUGCUGCAAAUGGUUAGGUCUUUGCUUGUAAUCCCACAGGUUCCUGAGGCUCAGUUCAUUGUUUUUUAGUAUAUUUGUAUCUUAAUCUGCUCAGGCUGCCAUAAAAAAAUUUCAUAAACUGGGUGGUUCAGACAACAGAGAUUUAUUCCUCACAGCUAUGGAGCUGGAAGUCCAAUAUCAAGGUGUCGACUUUGGCCUUUGGUGCUGGGUCUCUUCCUGGCUUUCUCGCCUUCUGUGUCCUCACAUGGCCUGUCCUUGAUGUAUGCCUGUGGGAAGAGAGAGAGAGCUCUCUUCUUCUUCCUUAAAGGCCGCUAGUCCUAUCAGAUUAGGACCCCAGCCUCAUGACCUCAUUUAACCUUCAUUACCUCCAAAAAGUCUGUUCUCCAAAUACUGUCAAAUUUGGAAGUAGCAUUUUAACAUACGAAUUUGGGGGGGACACAAUGCAAUCCAUAGCAUUUGCCUCUGGCCCCCAAAUUUCAUGUUCUUACAUGCAAAAUACAUUCAUUUCAUCCCAACAACCCUCUAAAUCUUAUUCCAUCAUCAGCUCCAAAAGUCCAAAGUCUCACCUACAUAUCACAUAAAUCAAAUGUGGGUGAGACUUGAGGUAUAUUUCAUCCUGAGGAGAUUCCUCUCCAGCUGUGAACCUGUGAAACAGGACAAGUUAUGUGUUUCCAAAAUACAGUGGUGGGGCAUGCACAGGACAGAUACUCCAUUCUAAAAGGAGGACUAGAAAGGAAGGAGGGAGGGAGGGGUAAACAGGUCCCAAGCAAGUCCAAAACCCAGUGGGGCAAA
This is a messenger RNA of Molossus molossus (Pallas's mastiff bat), 3188 nucleotides long. Its product is annotated as zinc finger protein 501-like. The record is from RefSeq and is a predicted model, not a curated record. Gene Ontology annotation, molecular function: DNA-binding transcription repressor activity, RNA polymerase II-specific. The transcript has 5 exons. Bases 117 to 1613 code for a protein of 498 amino acids. Gene Ontology annotation, biological process: negative regulation of transcription by RNA polymerase II. Lineage: Eukaryota; Metazoa; Chordata; Mammalia; Chiroptera; Molossidae.